ACCGCUGCCGGCCCGCCAGCCCGGCUCCCGCACAUCUGGCGGUCCCACGCACAUCUGGGCAGCCGGCGCUGGAGCAUGAACGGCUCUCAGGGGGGCGCCGCGGCUUGGGCCGCCUGGCUGAGCUCCUGCUGCAACCAGUCCCGGGAGCUGCUGGAGCCCCCCGAGGGGCCGCGCGUGGUGCAGGCGGCGGUGCUGGGCGUGUUGUCGUUGCUGGUGCUCUGCGGGGUCCUGUUUCUGGGCGGCGGCCUCCUCCUCCGGGCCCAGGGCCUCACAGCGCUGCUGGCCCGCGAGCAGCCGGCGUCCCACGAGGCCCAGCCCGGCGGGGCCAGCGGAGGCGACAGUGAGGACGACAACGACAACUAGGCGCCCGGCUGCGCCCGGGGUUGGAGCCUCCAGGCAGCCCCGGGCUUCGCUCGGUGUCGUCCGCAGCACGCCCGACAGCUAGACAGCUACUGCCGAGCCUGUAUCUUCCCCCGAUGUGGCGCGCCCGGCACAGAUUCCUGGGCCUUGCAUCAUCUGCCUACCAGAGAGCUCUCUCUCCAGCUGCCGUAACGGGGAACCCCUGCCACCUUCAGUCCAUUCUUGGUGCAGAUGACAGACUGGGAGACACCUGGAUUGUGUGAGACCUCGACCUGGAAUCCUUGCACCCAGCUCUUGCCUCUGACCUGCUCCAUGGGACCCUGGAGUACUCCUGUUGUGGGGGAGGGGGGCUCUUGGGAGGUCCGCACUGCCAGAGGGAAGGAGCCCACUUGGUGACUGCUGCAUGUCCUGGCCACUGAAGUGGUCACACACCCUGCAUGCCUGGGGGGAAGGGGGUGCAGGGAGAGAUGGUGGCUGUGCCCUCUGCCUGCUGGGCCUCUCUCCUAUCUGGUGUGGGGCAGCAAGGAUCUGACAGGCCAGUUACCUGUCCCUGCUGAGGGCUGUGGGUCAGUGUCACCCAUGUGGAGGCUUGGGAUGCGCCAGCCAUCCGGCAAUGUCCCAUCGCUUUCUGUGGCUUGUUAUUAAAUAUGCUGGUGAUAUA
Lemur catta (Ring-tailed lemur) is the source of this 1021-nucleotide messenger RNA. It is a transcript of the gene SMIM41, whose product is annotated as small integral membrane protein 41. The transcript has 2 exons. The record is from RefSeq and is a predicted model, not a curated record. Bases 76 to 363 code for a protein of 95 amino acids. Lineage: Eukaryota; Metazoa; Chordata; Mammalia; Primates; Lemuridae.